GAGGCGAUGACGGGCGCGCGGCCGUGCGCCGCGGAGAAGCGCAGGGCCCGGGAGCGCGGCGGCGGCGGCGGAGGAACGGCGUCCGAGGCGGCGGCGGGCGGCAUGAGCGGGGCGCGGGGCGCGGGCCCGGCGCUGGCCGCGCUGCUGCUGGCCGCGUCGGUGCUGAGCGCCGCACUGCUGGCCCCCGGCGGCUCCCCGGACCGCGAUGCCGAGGCCGCCCCGCCGCGAGACUUAGAUAAAAAAAAGCAUGUAGAGCUGAAGAUGGAUCAGGCUUUGCUGCUCAUCCACAAUGAACUGCGUGGAACAAACCUGACUGUGUUCUGGAAUUCCGAACGCUGUUACCACUGCUUAUUUCAGGUUCUGGUCAAUGUUUCCUGGAGUGGGAAACCCGGGAAGCCUAGCAUUGCCGUGGUGGCGGUGAGCACCCAGCAUGGAUCUCUCCUGCAGCUUAAUGACACCUUGGAAGAGAAAGAAGUUUGUAGGCUGGAAUAUAAAUUUGGAGAAUUUGGAAAUUACUCACUCGUGGUAAAGCACUCCCAUAAUGGAGUCGGUGAAAAUGCUUGUGACAUAGUUGUCAACAAGAAGCCAGUCGACAGUAACCUUCCUGUGUGUAUCGCGUUCCUUAUUGGUGUGGCACUCAUCAUUGCAGUAUCCUUUCUGAGGUUUUUGUUGAGUUUAGACGACUUUCAUAAUUGGAUUUCUAAAGCAAUAAAUUCCCGGGAAACUGAUCGCCUCAUCAAUUCUGAGCUGGGGUCUCCAAGCAGGGCAGCCUCCAUCGGUGGCGAUGCUCAACCGGAAGCAUGGCGUCCGCCCGCUGCAACGCCACGCCUCCGCUGUAUAGACACAUUCAGGGGGAUAGCUCUCAUCCUCAUGGUCUUCGUCAAUUAUGGAGGAGGAAAAUAUUGGUACUUCAAACACUCAAGUUGGAAUGGACUGACGGUGGCUGACCUCGUAUUCCCAUGGUUUGUAUUUAUUAUGGGAUCUUCAGUUUUUCUAUCAAUGACUUCCAUACUGCAACGAGGAUGUUCAAAAUUCAGAUUGCUAGGGAAAAUUGCAUGGAGGAGUUUCCUGUUAAUCUGUAUCGGAGUGGUCAUUGUGAACCCCAAUUAUUGCCUUGGUCCAUUGUCUUGGGAUAAGGUACGAAUUCCUGGUGUGCUCCAGAGGCUGGGGGUGACCUACUUUGUGGUUGCUGUGUUAGAGCUCAUCUUUGCUAAACCUGUGCCUGAAAGUUGUGCCUCGGAGAGAAGCUGCUUUUCCCUUCGAGACAUCAUCUUCAGCUGGCCCCAGUGGCUCUUCAUUCUGAUGCUGGAAAGCAUUUGGCUGGCUUUGACAUUCUUCUUGCCUGUUCCUGGAUGUCCUACUGGUUAUCUCGGCCCUGGUGGCAUUGGAGAUUUGGGGAAGUAUCCAAAUUGUACUGGAGGAGCUGCUGGCUACAUUGACCGCCUGCUUUUGGGAGAUGACCACAUUUACCAGCAUCCUUCUUCCGCCGUGCUUUAUCAUACCCAGGUGGCCUACGAUCCAGAGGGAAUUUUAGGGACCAUCAACUCCAUUGUGAUGGCAUUUUUAGGCGUUCAGGCAGGAAAAAUACUCUUGUAUUACAAGGAUCAGACCAAAGACGUUCUGAUCAGAUUUACUGCCUGGUGUUGUUUUCUAGGGCUUAUUUCUGUUGCUUUGACGAAAAUUUCUGAAAAUGAAGGCUUUAUUCCAAUAAACAAAAAUCUGUGGUCCAUUUCAUAUGUCACCACACUGAGCUCCUUUGCCUUCUUCCUCCUGCUUAUCCUGUACCCCAUUGUGGAUGUGAAGGGACUGUGGACGGGAACCCCGUUCUUCUACCCAGGAAUGAACUCUAUUCUGGUGUACGUUGGCCACGAGGUGUUUGAGAACUACUUCCCCUUUCAGUGGAAGCUACAGGAUAAUCAGUCACACAAAGAGCACCUAACUCAGAACAUAGUCGCCACUGCAGUUUGGGUGCUCAUUGCCUACAUUCUUUAUAAAAAGAAGGUUUUUUGGAAAAUCUGACAGCUCCAGCUGAAAUGCAUUGCUAGCAGACUCUAGUGGGCCUGCGGGAGUGUUGAAGCAGCCUUUGUUAAAGGGAACCAUGAAUUACAGAAUCAGUAGGAUGUGUAUUUCCCAGUGAUUGGGGAAGCUGCUGAUGUGCUCUGGCUGGUUUACUAUGAUGCGGCUGUUUAUCAGAACUCUGUAUAUUUGAGACUUAUAUGUUUGGAAUAUAAUUGUCGUUUUUCUCCAUCUUCUAUGUAAAGGGAUGAAUUUAGAAUUUCAUUUAAAGGAUUUGUCAUUUAAGUCUUCAAAAGGAAAUUGCCAUGGGCAUUUUGUGUCUGUGACAGAUAAAACAAUCUAAAGUCUAA
Molecule: messenger RNA, 2366 nt
Organism: Lontra canadensis (Northern American river otter)
Lineage: Eukaryota; Metazoa; Chordata; Mammalia; Carnivora; Mustelidae
Gene: HGSNAT
Product: heparan-alpha-glucosaminide N-acetyltransferase
Exons: 18
Coding region: 7-2019 (670 amino acids)
Biological process (GO): lysosomal transport
Cellular component (GO): lysosomal membrane
Source: RefSeq, a predicted model, not a curated record